Messenger RNA from Mercenaria mercenaria, 2280 nucleotides. RefSeq lists its product as uncharacterized. The coding region runs from base 956 to 1657 and encodes 233 amino acids. The transcript has 3 exons. The record is from RefSeq and is a predicted model, not a curated record. Lineage: Eukaryota; Metazoa; Mollusca; Bivalvia; Venerida; Veneridae.
UGAUUGUGUUAUUUUUUUACAGCGUAAUCAUACAGUAUUUAGUAGUACUGCAGAGGUUAAAGGUUAAAAUUAUGUACAAAACAAGUACUGAUUGGUCGUUUAGGGUUCAGCGUAGUAAUUUUUGCUAGUGUAGCGGGAGUUUAAUGGAUCAGCUGACUGUACGAUUGAUAGUGAAAGGGGCAGGACUGUUUUCUGUAGGGAGCCCUGUUGUUCCAUCCUGGGGCCUUAGACAAUAUUAGAGCUGUUGUGCAGCAUUUAGAAGUCUUACUAACCAGCACAGUACCGCCACGAGUGAGUGAGCCAGUGUGGUAAAGUGGAGACAUUCAUCUCUUGGAUGAAGGUCGAGAUCUCAUGUUUACGAGAUUGUACGUUUACCAGUUUACUGGAUUACACGUUUAAGGAGUUACUGGUUCACUAAUCUACGUUAUCAUUUAGAGACUGAUGAAAUGAUGUAAAGAAGUAUCUAAUUAAAUAAAGUAACUUUAAACUUGUAACAGUGUUAUGGUUACAAAUUGGCGCCCAACGUAAAAAAUCUCACAAUUGAAAAUUCUACCUGGUGGCGGUUACUUCUGGUAGGACAGGAUGGUACUUUAGAAACAUUGAAUGCUGCACAGUACAGUCAAUACGGUUUUACUUUUUACUGUGAAAAAUUUUUAAACAGAAUUUUAAAAGAACAUUGAGACAAUAAGUUGCUGGAGGGUAUACAAAGUUAACUAAUUUACAAGUAUAAUGGGUGCUGUGCUUGAAAAGCAAUAAAGACUAUAAGACAAUUUAGAAUGGGUGCUGUGAUAGAAUCACUAUAAAGUCAACAGUUUUUGUGAUAGAAACACUCCAGUAAGAUAAUAACUGUGAUCACAACACUGUACUGUGAUAGAAACACUUUAGUAGCUGUGAUAGAACAUAUUUAGAAGAAAACGAUAAAUAGUAUGCUGUAAUCUAUAGACAACUUGGUACAAUGAUAGCAGACUGUUUAAAUACGAAAAUACCAAAACCAAGAAGCAGAGUAGAUAAAACUGAGGAAAACAAUAGGAGAGAAUGUGAGCUCACUACAGAGUCUAGUGAUUCAGAGGAUGAAAUUGUCACACUGACAGUGAAACAUGGGGACGCCCAUAUCUCUGAAACAUAUGACAAAGAAACAAGUGUAAGAGAAUUAGGAUCUCAUAGUGAAGAUAAAGACACUGAACAUAAAGAUGUAACAGUGCGAGGAUUUGAUACAGAAGCAGAAAAUGCAGAAGUAGAAGUAGAAACAGAAGUUAUAGAUGUAUUAGAUGAAAGAACAGAGGUAGAAACUCACUAUGAUGAUCAUAGUAGUGAAGAAAACAAAAGAUCAGAGAAUGAAGUAGAAGAUACAGCAAUAAAAGAAAUGCAUAAAGAAGUACCAAACAAGAAUCAAGAAGUUGAAAUUACAGGCGCAGAAGCAAGUCGUACACACAAAGUAAAAAAAGACAAACCACCAAUCAAACCGAGAAAAUCUGACAGGAAAAACAUCAACAAAAUGCCAAGUUAUUUGCAAGACUAUGUCUGCAAAUCUACCAGUAUAGACAACAGGCCAUUGGAUUUAAAGCUUGAUGCUCUUACAAAGUUUCUGGAGUCAGGCCUACUUAAUACUGUAACUUCAGAUGUAGCACACAGAAUUGUAGAGGCAAUUAUAAAAUAAAUUUUAAAUAAUGUAUAUUUGUUUUUACCAUAGUUGUUCUUAUUAAUUCACUUCUAAUUUGAUAAUAUAAAAGUAACAGAUGUACACAUAUCCAGUUGGUACUAACAUUCUAUUGUGAGAUUAAAUUGUGAGGACCAAUUUUUUUAACCGGGGGAGAAAGGAAGGUAGAUGGUUUCCUGUAACUAUAAAAAUGGAAACUGUAGAUAUAGUUAUACUGCCUUAAGGUGGUUCUUUAACCUAUACAUUGAAAAACAUACUAAACUAUAUCACUUUUUAUUAUAUUUCCCGAGAACUUCAUGUACAGUUUAAAAUAUGUUUUAAUUGUCAUUUGUCAUUACAGGAACAAGACAGAACUUUGCUGCCCAGUUAGCUGUCCUAACCUUUAAUUUUGUAUAAAUUUUUCAAAAUGAUGAGACGUCAUUUUCCAGAGAGGGGGAGAAUGUAGCAGGGUUGAAUUUUAGUAGCUUCUAACCUAAAAUGUCAAUAAUAUGAUUUACAGGUUUUACGCUACACCGAAUUUGAUUGUGUUAUUUUUUACAGCGUAAUCAUACAGUAUUUAGUAGUACUGCAGAGGUUAAAGGUUAAAAUUAUGUACAAAACAAGUAGUGAUUGGUCGUUUAGAG